GUUCUCCGCAGUACGUACUGUAGACCCGGUUCCGAAAGCCACUCCCAACCAUUCGUGUCUGUCAUUCGACCGGCUUACGUCCACAAGUUCAGUACGAAGAGGAUCUGUAACAGUGUAAAAUAUUUUUGACAAUAUCUCUAUAAAACUUGAAGCAAUGGCACCACAGUACUACCACACGCAGUGCACUCCAACCGUGUACCCUGCUGAUCCAUUCGACGCUGAAGCAGAUGCAGGCAUCUUGAGAGCUGCAAUGAAAGGAUUCGGAACCGACGAACGAGCCAUUAUUGAUGUGCUUGGUCGUCGUGGUGUGGUGCAGCGUUUAGAAAUUGCUGAUAAAUUCAAGACAUUGUAUGGGAAGGAUUUGGUCUCAGAAUUGAAAUCUGAACUUGGAGGAAACUUUGAAAAAGCAAUCGUGUCUCUGAUGACUCCACUACCCGAACUGUAUGCACGUGAAUUGCAUGAUGCAAUCUCUGGAAUUGGUACUGACGAAGGAGCCAUCAUCGAGGUCCUCGCAUCCCUCAGCAAUUAUGGUGUGAAGACCAUUGCUGCAGUUUACAAGGAUUUGUACGGCAACGAACUCGAAGAUGAUCUGAAGGGUGAUACCUCUGGCCACUUCAAGAGGCUUCUUGUGUCUCUUAGCUGUGCCAACAGGGAUGAGUCAGCGGAUGUUGAUCACAGUGCCGCUGUUGCUGAUGCAGAAAGACUCCUAGAGGCAGGUGAAGGUCAGUGGGGGACCGAUGAAAGCGUGUUCAACGCUAUUCUGAUAAGCAGGAGUUAUCCUCAACUCCGUAAGAUUUUUCAAGAGUAUGAACGGCUUUCUGGUAGCGACUUGGAACAGACCAUCAAGAGGGAAUUCUCCGGCUCCAUUGAAGAUGGUUACCUCUCUGUCGUAAAGUGCGCUCGUGACAAGACCGGAUACUUUGCUGAAAGACUACACAAAUCAAUGGCUGGACUGGGAACGGAUGACACAACUCUGAUCCGCAUAGUCGUAACACGUUCUGAAAUAGACCUAGGUGACAUCAAAGAAGCCUAUGAACAAAUUUAUGGUCAAUCAUUGGCAGGAGAUAUCGAUAGCGAUUGUGCAGGAGAAUGGAAGAGACUUCUGAUUGCUAUGUUAAACUAAGUAGCUGAUGCGUUCGUUAAAGUUUUAGCACAUUCCACAGUUGCUUUUCCGUUGAUGCAAGAUGUCGUGUAAUCAUAGGUAUGCAAUUAUAUAUAAUUAUUAAAAAUAUGUAUUUUUACUCUUUACGUAAAAAAUAUUGCAUUACAGUGAGAAAAUUGAAUAUAUACCUUAAAUACAUUUAUGUAUCCUAAUGAUAAAUAUACUCGUCCAAAGAU
Athalia rosae (coleseed sawfly) is the source of this 1338-nucleotide messenger RNA. Its product is annotated as annexin B9-like. The record is from RefSeq and is a predicted model, not a curated record. Gene Ontology annotation, molecular function: calcium ion binding; calcium-dependent phospholipid binding. Gene Ontology annotation, cellular component: cytoplasm. The coding region runs from base 155 to 1123 and encodes 322 amino acids. The transcript has 7 exons. Lineage: Eukaryota; Metazoa; Arthropoda; Insecta; Hymenoptera; Athaliidae.